AUGGCAUCCUGGAUCCAACGCCAGAGUGGAUCUCAUCAGACACAGCUUGCGGCUACAGCAGUGAUUUCGGGAGCUGCGGUCGCUGGUGCGAUACUUGGCUACCAGGCUUUCAAAAGAAAGGAUGCGGUGCAGCGCCUCAAGGCAUCCAUCCCAGAUGUCAAUGACCAACACCAUGUUGAAAAGCUCACAGAAUACGGUGUCGCGGCUGCAGCGCAGCUGAGCAAGGAAGAUGAACGCAGUGCGCUCCUCGCUCGGAGAGCGCAGGAAGGAGACUACGAUGAUGAACUCAUACUCGAACAACUUGCUCGAAACCGUGUUUUCCUGUCCGAUGAAGGCCUCGCGAAGCUCCGCUCGUCAUACAUAAUCGUUGUCGGAUGUGGAGGAGUCGGGUCGCAUGCUGUGGCAUCCCUUGCCCGCUCGGGUGUUUCCAAAAUCCGCCUGAUCGAUUUUGAUCAGGUCACGCUUUCCUCCUUAAACCGACAUGCUCUCGCGACGCUGGCCGACGUCGGAACGCCGAAGGUGCAUUGUAUCCGCAAAAGACUGGAGCAGAUCACACCGUGGGUGAAGUUUGACUGCCGGAACGAACUAUUCGGGGGAUCAGUCGCCGACAGACUUCUUGCGCCUUGGAGUUGGGACGACAACGACAAAGGACACAAGCCUGACUAUGUACUUGACUGCAUUGAUAACAUUACGUCCAAGGUGGAGCUGCUUCAUUACUGCCACUCGCACUCCAUUCCCGUGAUUUCGGCAAUGGGAGCAGGAUGCAAGUCAGACCCUACCCGUGUUACGGUUGGUGAUAUCUCACUUAGUACGGAUGAUCCGCUGUCGCGGAGCACUCGUCGACGCCUCAAGUUGUUAGGCGUCAAUACCGGUAUCCCUGUUGUUUUCUCCACUGAAAAGCCCGGUCCUGGUAAAGCCACUCUGCUUCCACUCAACGAGGCAGAAUUCAGCAAAGGAGAAGUUGGUGAACUGAGUGUAUUGCCCGAUUUUCGGGCGCGGAUCCUCCCUGUGCUGGGAACAAUGCCUGCAGUGUUUGGCUACACUGUGGCGAACCACGUCAUUUGCGACAUUUCCGGCUAUCCGAUGGACUACAGCGUGGGUGGAAAGGGUCGUGAUAAGUUGUACGAUGGUGUCUUGGCAGCCUUGCAGGGAACGCUCGAGCGCUUGGCCCGGGCGGAGCAUGGCCCUAGCCUUGUCGGGCUUCGCCUUCCCAUCAGCAAGGAUGACGUCGGAUAUCUGGUCGAUGAGAUCUUCCGCGGCAAGAGCGUGGUCAGUGGCCUCCCCAGUCGAGUCAGUCUUGUUCCCUGGGAGCGGCCUGAGAGAGGAUUCGGACCUGAUCCGGAGUGGAUGAAGCAGGGGCAGACAUUUGUGCCGCUUGAGUUGAAGGAUUUAGUGUGUAUGACUAAGGAUGAAGCUGUACGGCAUGAAAAGGAAGUGCUUCUGGGUGGUAAACGGCUGGAGGACGUAUACGAUUCCAAGACGAUUGAAAUGGUGCAGAAGCGCCAACGGGAGAUGGAGUUUCACGAGCAAUAUCGCUAAUGACGCGGAGACAUUGACGAGUAGCGCUUCUUCAGGGACCAAGAUACAGAUGGCACUAGCACCUGGCACCAAGAGUUAUAGCUACAAGUUGAAAACCUCGAGCCCUGCUUGGCUUUUGACAGUCUGACAGGCGGGUCUCAGGUGAUGACCCACGAGUGUGACAGGGUCGAGGGAAGCCGGCUCCUGACAUUUUCUUGGUCGCAUUGCAGGCGUUAAACCCAGCUACAGAUUUUGGUGAAAGCCUCAUCUCGCCCAAUGAGUGUUUGGUCUUUGAAGAUAGCAUAAUUGGAGUAGAGACUACAAGAUGGGCUGGGAUGUGAGUAAUUUGGUACCAUAUCCAGACAUGGCAGUCAAGUUCGAGCAAGGCAGGAGGAUGUUCUGGCUGGGAGGACAAGAUGGUUUGAUAUUGGAUAUAAGUGGCAGCUAGAAGAUGUUGAUAACAGCUAGACUGAAUAUAAGCAAAGCC
Molecule: messenger RNA, 2005 nt
Organism: Aspergillus costaricaensis CBS 115574
Lineage: Eukaryota; Fungi; Ascomycota; Eurotiomycetes; Eurotiales; Aspergillaceae
Product: tRNA threonylcarbamoyladenosine dehydratase
Exons: 3
Coding region: 1-1539 (512 amino acids)
Biological process (GO): cyclic threonylcarbamoyladenosine biosynthetic process
Cellular component (GO): mitochondrial outer membrane
Molecular function (GO): ubiquitin-like modifier activating enzyme activity; tRNA threonylcarbamoyladenosine dehydratase activity
Source: RefSeq, a predicted model, not a curated record